UUAGUUUUCUACGGGAUGGGGUCCCUAACUCCAUGCUCAACCCUCAUUCUUUACCCGGGCUUAAGACCGGAAGUAACUCUAGAAGAGCUACAGGCAGAGUUAAGAGGAUUACUGUAGUUUUACUAACUUAGAUUGUGGAGUCGUAUGUACUUGACUCUGAGCCACGGUUUACGUAAGUGUCAAUGAUACUACUUCAUUCUCUAAAAUGUAUUAGACAGAUUUGAAUUCAAACUUGAGACUCAAUGAUUGAAAGCAGAAUGUUUGAAUCACCGCUAAUGUAAAGAGCAUCAUUCAACUUUAGCCACUAAAUAUCAUUUACGAAAUAUUUUUUGCAUUUUAAUGGCCUUUCAGUUAGAUUUGUACGUAUUUAACUUACUUUUAUAAUAUCUCUUUUUAGUCCCUAUCUUCGUUUUUAAAUUAUCGGUGAAUCUACUUGGUUUCGUAGAGAAACAACGCCGAUGAAAAUAAUAUCUUAAUUAUUAAAAGAAACAAAUAUUUGAUUAACAGUAACCUAUUGUCUUACAGUUAUUUAACUUGAAGUAUUAUCAAUUACGUAAAUUCCUAGUCCUAAUUUAAAGUACAUAUGAUUUUGUUUCUCAAAGUCUACUUAAAUUACUUUCAGUCUGUGGCUUCUCAUGAAUUAGCCACUUGGUGGGGAUUAAUAUCAUCGUCCUCUAACCUAGCUGGUUGUAUGGGUUCUUGGAUAUCUAUCGUUAUUUCUUCGUAUGCAACAAUAUUUCUCGGUGAUUUAGCAUGGAGAGCUCCGUUCAUUUUUGUUGGAGCAUGUUGCAUAAUAUCAGCUUUACUUCUCAAUGUUUAUCUGCGUUCGCGAACCGUUGAUACGCUAAAUAAAAUCGACUCUAAGAAUAUACCAACUAAAUAUUUUAGUCCUUCUAGAGUAACAUUAUCUAACCAAUUAUUUGGGAAGCAUCUCAACUCAGAUGUAAAACACAAAGGCUGUGAUGAUACUUGUCAAAGUUUAAUGUCUACUUCAAAAUUGGGUCAAAACAGUUAUGAUACAAGUAAUCAAGAAAAGUGUUGUAAUGAAAAAACUAGCCGAUUAUCGAACAACUGUCAAGAUAAAGAUUUUACUGAAAAUCACGAUAAUGGCGUGACAAUUCAACCCGUUAAAGUGAAUAUUACUAAUCAAAUAUCAAAAUUGUUUCGUAUUUUAAGUCCAAGACAACGUUUAUUGUUGGGUAUCUCCGCUAGUGUUCACAUGUGCAGUACAUUUUUACGUUAUGCAAUAGGCGAUUGGAUUGCAAUUAUGCUUUUGAAUAAUAAACAUGGUUACUCACAAAGUACCGCUUAUUUAGUUGCCAGUAGUUACGAAUUCGGUGGAAUAUUUGGGUCUAUGUUCGUUGGAAUAGUAGCUGAUUUGAAUGUGUUUUCUAGAGUAUUUUCAUGGCCUAGUCGUCGGAUUCCAUUAAUAAUUAUACAAAUGUUAAUUGCUAGUGGUACAUUAUGUUGUCUAAGUUGGAUUACCAAUCAUAAUGCUUCUUUAACUAUACUCCUCAUUAUCAGCUUGGUACUUGGUAUUACUGUUAUCGGGACAAUUGCUUUAUGUGGUGUUUUAGCUGUUGAACUUGCUCCACCUGCUUUUAGCGGUACUGCACAUGCGUUGAGUGCUUUGAUUGCGAAUUUUGGGGCUAUAUUGGCUGGUUACCCAUUUGCUGUGUUGGCUGAACAUAUCAACUGGUCUGGUGCCUUUCUUGUAGCUGGGAUAGUAUGCGGACUUUCAGUUAUUCCACUUUCAUGUUUUUGAGAUUUCCAACUCAUGUUCUCUUAUUAAUGUAGAUUAUUUUACAAUUGUUUUUAGAUAAUGUGCACUUUUUUUUAUUUUUAACAUUUCUUGAUAUUACACGUUGAAUAUCAGAUGAAUCCAAACUUUGGUGGUUGUGGAAUUUCUUGUUUGUACACCAAUUUUGCAUUUCAUGAAGUUACAAAUCCAUACUAUCGCUCCAAAUUACAUUUUUUGCCAAUGGGAAUGUUUACAAUUUAUUUUCACUCAAAUUCAAAUAAACAAUGUCUCUAA
Messenger RNA from Schistosoma intercalatum, 2035 nucleotides. Lineage: Eukaryota; Metazoa; Platyhelminthes; Trematoda; Strigeidida; Schistosomatidae. The record is from the annotation of a GenBank genome assembly.